Messenger RNA from Dromaius novaehollandiae (emu), 5708 nucleotides. RefSeq names its product astrotactin 1 (gene ASTN1). Gene Ontology annotation, cellular component: membrane; endosome. Bases 25 to 3906 code for a protein of 1293 amino acids. Gene Ontology annotation, molecular function: protein binding. The record is from RefSeq and is a predicted model, not a curated record. NCBI's taxonomy places the organism in Eukaryota, Metazoa, Chordata, Aves, Casuariiformes, Dromaiidae. The transcript is spliced from 23 exons. Gene Ontology annotation, biological process: neuron cell-cell adhesion; neuron migration.
GGGAGCGCGGCGCGGGGCUCCAAGAUGGCUUUGGCCGGGCUCUGCGCGCUGCUCGCCGGGUGCUGCCUGGCGGCCGGCAGCGGCCCCGCCGAGGCGGCGGCGGAGGCGGCGGCCAAGGAGCUGGAGUGCAAGCUGAAGAGCAUCACGGUGUCGGCGCUGCCCUUCCUGCGGGAGAACGACCUCAGCAUCAUGCACAGCCCCUCGGCCGCCGAGCCCAAGCUGCUCUUCUCCGUGCGCAACGACUUCCCCGGCGAGAUGGUGGUGGUGGACGACCUGGAGAACACGGAGCUGCCCUACUUCGUGCUCGAGAUCUCGGGAAACACGGACGACAUCCCCCUGGUCCGCUGGCGGCAGCAGUGGCUGGAGAACGGCACGCUGCUCUUCCACAUCCACCACCAAGAUGGGGCCCCCAAUCUGCCCGGCUUUGAGCCCACCGAAGAGCCCCAGACCGAGUCGGCUGAAGAGGAGCUGAGGAUCCUCCACAUCUCCGUCAUGGGAGGGAUGAUCGCCCUGCUGCUCUCCAUCCUGUGCCUGGUGAUGAUCCUCUACACCCGCCGGCGGUGGUGCAAGCGGCGCCGCGUGCCGCAGCCCCAGAAGAGCGCCAGCGCCGAGGCGGCCAACGAAAUCCACUACAUCCCGUCGGUGCUCAUCGGGGGCCACGGGCGCGAGAGCCUGCGCAACGCCCGCGUGCAGGGCCACAACUCCAGCGGCACGCUCAGCAUCCGCGAGACCCCCAUCCUGGACGGCUACGAGUACGACAUCACCGACCUGCGGCACCACCUGCAGCGGGAGUGCAUGAACGGCGGCGAGGACUUCGCCAGCCAGGUCACCCGCACCUUGGACUCGCUGCAGGGCUGCAACGAGAAGUCCAGCAUGGACCUCACGCCAGGGAGCGAUAACGCCAAGCUGUCCCUGAUGAACAAGUACAAGGAUAACAUCAUCGCCACGAGCCCCGUGGACUCCAACCACCAGCAGGCCACGCUGCUGUCCCACACCUCCAGCAGCCAGCGCAAGCGCAUCAAUAACAAAGCGCGAGCCGGCUCCACGUUUCUGAACCCCGAGGGGGACUCCGGGACGGAGGCGGACACCGAUCCCCAGCUGACCUUCUACACUGACCCGUCGCGGAGCCGCAGGCGCAGCCGAGUGGGCUCGCCCCGCAGUCCCGUGAACAAGACCACGCUGACCCUCAUCAGCGUGACGAGCUGCGUCAUCAGCCUGGUGUGCUCGUCCCACAUGAGCUGCCCGCUGGUCGUCAAGAUCACCCUCCACGUGCCCGAGCACCUCAUCGCUGAUGGGAGCCGGUUUAUCCUGCUGGAGGGGAGCCAGCUGGACGCCAGCGACUGGCUCAACCCGGCGCAGGUCGUCCUCUUCUCGCAGCAGAACUCCAGCGGGCCCUGGGCCCUGGACCUCUGCGCCCGGCGCCUCCUCGACCCCUGCGAGCACCAGUGCGACCCCGAGACUGGUGAGUGCCUUUGCUACGAAGGUUACAUGAAGGACCCCGUGCACAAGCAUCUCUGCAUCCGCAACGAGUGGGGAACGAACCAGGGGCCCUGGCCGUACACCAUAUUCCAGCGUGGGUUCGACUUGGUGCUGGGAGAGCAGCCGUCGGAUAAGAUCUUUCGGUUCACCUACACCCUGGGGGAAGGCAUGUGGCUGCCGCUGAGCAAGAGCUUCGUCAUCCCACCGGCCGAGCUGGCUAUCAACCCCUCCGCCAAGUGUAAGACUGACAUGACGGUGAUGGAGGAUGCAGUGGAGGUCAGGGAAGAGCUGAUGACCUCCUCUUCAUUUGAUAGCCUGGAGGUCCUCCUCGAUUCCUUUGGCCCCGUUCGCGACUGCUCCAGGGACAACGGGGGCUGCAGCAAGAACUUCCGUUGCAUCUCGGACCGCAAGCUGGACUCAACAGGCUGUGUGUGCCCGACGGGACUGAGCCCCAUGAAAGAUGGCACGGGUUGUUACGACCGUCACAUCGGGGUGGACUGCUCGGACGGCUUCAACGGGGGCUGCGAGCAGCUGUGCCUCCAGCAGAUGGUCCCGCUGCCCGACGACCCUCUCCUCUACAACAUCCUCAUGUUCUGCGGGUGCAUCGAGGACUACAAGCUGGGCAUGGAUGGGCGGUCGUGCCAGCUCAUCUCAGAGUCAUGCCCCGAGGGAGGAGACUGUGGGGAGACCCGGGAGCUGCCCAUGAACCAGACUCUCUUUGGGGAGAUCUUCUACGGCUACAAUAACCACUCCAAGGAGGUGGCAGCAGGACAGGUGCUCAAAGGGACAUUCAGGCAGAACAAUUUCGCUCGGGGCUUGGAGCAGCAGCUGCCGGACGGGCUGGUGGUGGCCACGGUGCCGCUGGAGAACCAGUGCCAAGAAGAGCUCUCGGACCCCACGCCCGACCCCGAGUUCCUCACCGGGAUGGUGAACUUCAGCGAGGUGUCCGGAUACCCCCUCCUGCAGCACUGGAAGGUGCAGUCCGUCAUGUACCACGUCCGGCUCAACCAGCUGACCAUCUCCCAGGCUUUCAGCAACGCGCUCCACUCCCUGGACGGAGCCACCUCCCGCGGAGAUUUUGUGGCUCUGCUGGACCAGUUUGGCAACCACUACAUCCAGGAGGCCAUGUACGGCUUUGAGGAGUCCUGCUCCAUCUGGUAUCCCAAUAGGCAGGUCCAGCGGCAGCUCUGGCUGGAGUACGAGGACAUCAGCAAAGGCAACUCCCCGUCGGACGAGUCGGAGGAGCGAGAGCGAGACCCCAAGGUGCUCACCUUCCCUGAGUACAUCGCCAGCCUCUCCGAGUCGGGCACUAAGCGCAUGGCAGCCGGCGUGCGGAUGGAGUGCCAGAGCAGAGGGCGCUGCCCCUCAUCCUGCCCGCUAUGCCAUGUCACCUCCGGCCCCGACACGCCUACUGAGCCCAUCCUGCUUGAGGUCACCAAGGCAGCACCCAUCUACGAACUGGUCACUAACAACCAGACCCAGCGGCUCUUGCAGGAGGCCACCAUGAGCUCGCUGUGGUGCUCGGGGAGUGGGGAUGUCAUCGAGGACUGGUGCCGGUGCGACUCGAGCGCCUUCGGGGCUGAUGGGCUGCCCACCUGCGCACCCCUCCCGCACCCCAUCCUGCGGCUGUCCACGGUGCAUGAGCCCAGCAGCGCCCUGGUGGUGCUGGAGUGGGAGCACUCAGAGCCGCCCAUUGGGGUGCAGGUCGUCGACUACCUCCUGCGCCAGGAGAAAGUCACCGACAGGAUGGACCACUCCAAGGUGGAGACUGAGACGGUGCUGAGCUUUGUAGACGACAUCAUCUCCGGUGCCAAGUCGCCCUGCGCGAUGCCGGCCCAAGUGCCCGACAGGCUGUCCUCCACCAUCUCCCUCAUCGUUCGCUGCCUGGAGCCCGACACCACUUACAUGUUCACGCUCUGGGGAGUUGAUAACACAGGGAGACGCUCCAGGUCCAGUGAUGUGACAGUCAAGACCCCCUGUCCUGUGGUAGAUGAUGUGAAAGCUCAAGAAAUAGCAGACAAGAUCUACAAUCUCUUCAAUGGCUAUACCAGCGGCAAGGAACAGCAAACAGCCUACAACACCCUGCUGGAUCUAGGGUCCCCCAGCCUGCACCGUGUCCUUUACCACUACAACCAGCACUACGAGAGCUUUGGGGAGUUCACCUGGCGCUGUGAAGAUGAACUGGGGCCCAGGAAAGCUGGCCUCAUUCUCUCGCAGCUUGGGGACCUCAGCGGCUGGUGCAACGGCCUCCUGCAGGAGCCCAAGAUCAGCCUCCAGCGCUCGUCCCUCAAGUACCUCGCCUGCCGUUACAGCGAGAUCAAGCCCUACGGGCUCAACUGGGCAGAGCUCAGCCGGGACCUCAAGAAGACGUGUGAAGAGCAAACGCUAAGCGUCCUUUACAAUGACUAUGGUGACAAAGACUACUGAGGGUUGCAGACACCCACUCUCACGCUGGCCUUCCCAAGGGCAUUUGUGAGGGUUUUGUACACGGACCUUCGGUGGUGGGGGGAGGGUGUCACUGGCGUUUCUGGAGACAAAAACUUGGACCAGGGAGAGAAACGACUGCUCUGUGCAGGACUCAGUAUUAGAAUCUUCUUCAACUUGGCCAAAAGCCUUUCUAGUUAGAAGUCUUGUGGGACCCAGUUUUCUUGGUUUAUUUUAUUCGUUUUACCGAGAGGUUCCUCAAGUUACAGAGGUGGAUGCAAACUGUGGAAGAGCAGCCUGGGAGGGCACAGCCCUUUCUCCAUGCUCAGUUCCCCUUCCGCUUCCCCUGGCUGCGGCAGCCAGUGCUGAGAGCGGUGGAUCACCAGUUACCGAAGAAACAUGGUGACAGAGCCAGGAAGGGAGAGCAGGUCCGAGUCGGUAGUGAUAAAUGCAGCGGCUCAGUUAAUUCAGGGUUGGAACAGUGGAGGCCAGGCAUACAGGUCAGAGUGACAUGCUUUCCUUGAAUGGUUAUUUCUGAGCAAAACAGCCAUCGUGCAGCCAAAGGGGAUUUUUUUUGCAAUUGUAAAGCAUGUGGUCUGGAUGACGACCUAAGCAGCUGUGGCGCCGUCACAGAGCAGGGCUGGCUUGGUGCUGUCAGAUGGAGGAGAGUCGGGAGAAGGCCUUAGUGGACCCGUCUCCUUCAGUUGGGUCUUGUACUGUUGAAUCCUCUAUCUGCUCAGAGUUGCAGAGUCCUCCAGGUCAGAUGCAGCUUGACCUCAGAGGGCCUGUGGUCAGCUGGACAUCCCUGUUGACCUUCCUGAACUUUGUUCUUGUGGGACCAAACUCCUAGGAAGUUAACUUAAAAAUUCCUUCCAUUUUCUUUUCAUACACCAUAAUAAAGAUUUCUAAGCAGUGACUACUGUUCAGGAGAGCUCCGACAAAGACAAAAGUACCUAGACAGCAUGAGCAAGGCUGUCUUCUGUAUUAGCUGCUCUUUAACUAUGGCAUAGCCCCAACUCUGCAUAGCGAGAGGAGCCUAGCGUAGCAUAGCCCCAAUGAGUUUGUGCCAAAUUUGCAUUCCCACGCUGCACCAGGCUUUGUCUGCUGUGCACCCCCGUCCCUCCUGCUCGUUUUGCGCUCGGCAGAAAGCACAGCCCCGCAUGCUAGCGUGCAGAGCGGCUGCCUGUUUAACUGCCGCAUGGCACUGCCCCCGGAGAGCCUCUGGAAAUCUUGCCUCCGGGGAGCCUGAGGUCGAAGGAUUUUUUAUCCAGUGCCACAUGGGGAAAGUGAUUUCAGGACAGCUACAUCGGGGCAGGACAGGCCCAUUUGAAGAGACUCCUGCUCUGCAGGUCCAGGUGGUCUUUGGGACCUCAGGGCUGCCAGCUUUCCCUUUGGGCAUGUUGCACGGACGUUCCUGGUGCUCGUACUAGAAAGGGGUUGAUGUAAUGGGUGAUGGUGGACAGGCGUGUGGAGUUGGCACUUUUCCCUAUUUAGACUCAUAUCUGUAGCUAUUACCGAUGACUUCUUUUUUAAAUUGGAGAACUGAGGUGGCCCUGGGACACCGAGCUCAGUUCAAGACAAACCGUUCUCCGAAACCCUGUUACCACAGGCAGUGUUGGAGGCAGCAAACUCCUUCAGAGUCCUGCUUGUGCUUGCAGAAGUCUGUUUUGCAGAGGCGGCGUCUUUGAACUUGUCAGCUGUGCACCUUUGAUCUGGACAAACCAGGAGCCCUAUAGUGGGGUUUUUAAUGAUGCCUCUUCAGAGCAAAAUUUCCUUUUCAUUUUUCAGUUCUGGCAGAAGCAAUC